UCUUUUCCUCUUUUUUAGUCUUUCUUCCUAUCACCCUUUCAAUCACACUUUCUCCUUUUACCCUUUCUUUUGGUUUUCUUAUUCACACCUCUGUCCAUCACUGACGACGACGAGGACGACAACAACAACAACAACAACAACAAUAACAACAGCAGAGACAGAAACAGCAGAAACAGAAACAGCAGAAACAGCAGAAACAGAAACAGCAGAAACAGACAUGGCCUCAAACAACGAAGUCCCCCGCCUGCCCCACGGCCGCUCGCCGGCCGACUAUUUCAACUCCGUCAAGGCCAAGGUGCUCAUGCACCUUGGCCGGCUCUCCUCCUCGGCGGUUGAAGAGACCGACCCCCGUGUGGUCGAGAAGGUCCAAGAGGUCAUGGUCUUCCUGAAGUACGUUGAGAACUGCCGCGCCGCCUACCCGACCUCCGCCCCCCGCGAGCUCUUCAACGCCAGAUACCCCCUCAAGAUGUGUCUGGCCAUGAUCUUCAACCCCUCCCCCACCGCCAAGAAGCAGUACUUCGAGGGGAGGAUCAAGUCUCGCGCGAAGUCGCUACACCAGUGGGCUGACCGGGUCGAGGACGCCACGCGCCUCGCCAACCAGCAGGCCGCUCUUCAAGAGGCCCAGGCCAAGGCCGAGGCUCAGGCUCAGGCCAAUCCCACAAAGCCGAACGGCAUCCUCAGACCCCCCCGCAAUCAUCCCAUCUGGGGAAUCGGCGGUGUCAUGCGCGGCCUCGCUGUCCGGCCCAGCGAGCGACUCAUCGUCGUACUCAACCCGGAUUGCGCCAACGAAAAGCGCCCCGCCAACGUCCACGGCCAUAACGGCCUCCAAGUCGGCGAUUGGUUCCCUUCGCAGUUGUCCGCGCUCUUCCACGGCGCACACGGCCACUCCAACGCCGGCAUCUACUUCCAGGCUGAGGAGGGCGCCUUCUCUGUCAUCGUGGCCGGCGCGUACAAGGACCUCGACGUCGAUUCCGGCGAUACCAUCCUCUACUCCGGAUCCAACGCCCACGAGAGCAACGACAGGGAUAGCAUCCUCCCCAGCACGGAGGCGACCAAGGCGCUGGCCACCAACUGGCUCACCGGCAAGCCCGUCCGCGUCCUCCGCAAGGCGCACAAGGGCUCCGAGUGGGCUCCUUCGCACGGAUACCGGUACGACGGCCUCUACGAGGUCGUCGAGAGAAAUUUCGCGCACAACGACAAGAACGGCAUGUUCGAGCAGUUCGAGCUCCGGCGCCUCGGCGGACAGCCUCCCCUCGGUAGCUUGAGGAACAUCCCCAGCCAGCGCCAAGUCCGCGACCUCAUCAAGUCCAAGGACCGCUACUAAAGUCGAAGCCGAACGAGGCCAGCCCGCCCGCCCGUACACUCGCAGGGAGGAACAUGCAGCAUUUUCCCAGACGGACCGAGUUCGACCCAUGGACGAGUAGAGGGUUCGAGGCAUUCAGAGAGAGAUACGACGAUUGAAGAAUUCUUGGGUUCGGUAACGCAUUCAAGAAAACACGAAAUGAACGGCGUGCUUAGCGGAGGAAUUAUCUUUACGUCGAUGAUUGAGACUAUUAAAAGGCUGGAUACCCCCAACGAAGAUAUGAUUUGACGUCAUGAUGGCAGAGGAUUGAGUGGGAAAUCAGACUUCUUUGCUCAAGGAAACGGGAUGGUUACUCGCAGAUUCUAAC
Molecule: messenger RNA, 1670 nt
Organism: Colletotrichum navitas
Lineage: Eukaryota; Fungi; Ascomycota; Sordariomycetes; Glomerellales; Glomerellaceae
Product: YDG/SRA domain-containing protein
Exons: 2
Coding region: 218-1324 (368 amino acids)
Biological process (GO): negative regulation of gene expression via chromosomal CpG island methylation; protein ubiquitination
Molecular function (GO): ubiquitin protein ligase activity
Source: RefSeq, a predicted model, not a curated record